This is a messenger RNA of Linum tenue, 2108 nucleotides long. The record is from the annotation of a GenBank genome assembly. Lineage: Eukaryota; Viridiplantae; Streptophyta; Magnoliopsida; Malpighiales; Linaceae.
CAAAAACAAAAAACAAAAACAAAAAAAAAAAACAAAAAGUGUGAAAACUUCCAAUCAUGCCCGGACGACAAAGACUCUCUUAGUUUCUUCUAUAUCUAAGUAACACAUUACCCGCAUAUCGCCAUUCGCCGGCCACCAUAUCCUGAAAUUCGAAUCCCUAUCCACCGUACAAAUGGACUAUUCAGUUUCCAACUACGAAACUCUCCUUCCUCUCCUCCUUAUACCGCUACUACUUCUCCUUUCAAUCAAACACAUCCAUGCAAACAAGAAGAAAGAACUUCCUCUGCCUCCAGGCCCAAAGCCAUGGCCGAUUCUCGGAAACAUCCCACACAUGACCAGAAAGGUUCACCUCACCAUGUCCCAAUUCGCCAAAUCCCACGGUCCCUUAAUUUCAGUCAAACUCGGCGCUCAGCUAAUCGUCGUCGCCUCUUCUCCGGCAGCCGCCGCCGAAAUCCUCAAGACCCGCGACCGUGUCUUCUCGGCAAGAUACAUAAGCAAAUCCAGUCCGUUCGAAGUCAGCGAUUUUGAUAGAAAGGCAAUCGUGUGGGCUUCCACGUGUAACGACAGCUGGAAGUCCCUCCGCGGGCUCUGCAGAACGGAGCUGUUCUCUGGCAGAGCAAUCGAGUCGCAGGCCGCCGUCCGGGAGAGGAAAGUCGGUGAAAUGGUUGAAUUCCUUGCCGGUAGAGAAGGGAAAGUGGUUGAUGUCGGGGAAAUCGUGUUCGCCACAGUUUUCAAUUCGCUGUGUAACCUUUUCUUCUCCGAGGACUUGUUGAGGCUGGAUGAUAGUAAGGGGAAGAAGGCUAGUGGGUUGAAGAGCCAUAUCUGGAAAAUGAUGGAACUUGCAACCACUCCAAAUAUUGCUGAUUUUUACCCUGUUUUGGAACCGCUUGACCCUCAGGGACUGAAGAAGAAGACGGUCAAGGUUGUCACGCAGAUGUUUUCCGUUUGGGAGAGUUACAUCAGGGAGAGAAGGGAAAUUCAUGAAUCGAAAUUCCACGGAGGAGAACCGAGAGGGGAUUUCCUGGACGUUUUUCUUUCGAAUGGCUUCGACGAUGACAAAAUCAAUUGGUUGUUCUUUGAAUUGCUGACGGCGGGAACCGAGCCGACUAGUACGACGGUGGAAUGGGCAAUGGCGGAGCUUUUGAAGAACGGGGAAGCAAUGUCUAAAGUCCGCGGAGAGCUGAAUUUAGAAAUUGGGGAAAACACCAUUACCGAAUCAAAUGCCUCUCAACUGACAUUUCUGAACGCAUGCAUAAAGGAGACAUUCAGGUUACACCCACCGGUACCGUUCCUUAUUCCACGCCGGGCUCCCGAAGCUUGCCAAGUGAUGAACUACCUAAUACCCAAGGAUUGCCAGGUCGUUGUCAACGUGUGGGCAAUUGGGCGGGAUCCGUCGGUUUGGGAGGAUCCCUUGUCGUUUAGACCAGAGAGGUUCGUUGACAACAGGUCAGCAGUUGCGGACUUCAAAGGUCGUGACUUUGAGCUUCUGCCGUUCGGAUCGGGUCGCAGGAUCUGCCCCGGACUUCCCAUGGCGGCUAAACAGUUGCCAUUGAUUCUAGCUUCAUUGAUUAAAGGGUUUGAUUGGACUCUUCCCGGUUGCGACGAUCCGGCCAAAUUAGAUAUGUCCGAGAAGUUUGGUCUUACGCUGCAGAAGGAGCAACCUUUGCUACUUGUGGCUAGGAAACAGAGCACGUAGCAAGUUGUUAUUAAUUUCUUGCCAGAAAAUGGGCCGCUUGUUAUUAAUAAGGCGGGCAAAGGUCUUAGCUGCUGCCUGUGGAUAACAACAGUUUGGAAUAAAUACACAAACAUCCAUCUUCCCAAGUCGCCUUACCUAAAUUGCUAUGUGGUAUCUCACCAAAAAAUUUUUUUUGCUAUGUGGUGGAUGCAAAACACUUGUACGGUGAUUGGUGCGAUAUGAAUGUAAUUGGUUCAUUUUUUCAUAAAAUUGAUGAACAAAAUAUAUCUGCAUAGUAAUAAGUAUACACUUUGUGAAGUAAACAGCAAUUGUUAAAAUUAUACACACACCAGGUAGGUUUGUGCCGCGCUUCGUUGCGGCUUGAGUGUUGUUCUUUGAUCGUUAUUUGCUAACCCGUGCAUCAAUGUUAAGU